Molecule: messenger RNA, 1122 nt
Organism: Linnemannia hyalina
Lineage: Eukaryota; Fungi; Mortierellomycota; Mortierellomycetes; Mortierellales; Mortierellaceae
Source: the annotation of a GenBank genome assembly
AUGGACAGAUCCUACUUUGAAGACGCCUUCGGCAUUGUCCGCACCGUUCUGCAGAAGCGGAUAAACCACGCUGCCCAAAUCUCCCUUGCCAACGACAUCCUCUGCAUUGCCGCUGGGCUCAGGUCGGCGUCGUUGGUUGACCAAUUGUUCCUCAACGAGAACGAUGUCGAUAGAAUCCAAUCUAUGUUCCAUCAUUCUGCAAGAUACAACCACCUUGACCUGCUAGUCAUCGGUGACGACCAUGUCUUUAUCAUUCACCGCCAACUACUCCUUCAAGACAUCCGCGAUUACCUUUCAGGCGCCCCUGAAGGUAUUCAGCGCGUCUUCGUCAAUGUCGACUACCAUCUUGCGCAACCUGAAAUCAUGCCCGACAAUCGAUACAACGCCCUUGAAGAUUACAUCCGCAACAUUCUCCUGGUCGAUGUCCAGUAUCGGAUACAGAACUGGGACCAAGCCGAGUACAGCUAUCAGCCCCUGACUGUACCUGAUCGUCUGUCGUUGGUGACCUUGACAGGAUGGCUGCUGAGCUAUCCAAUCAACUAUGUCUUGCCAGGCCAAGGUCGCCGUUACAGCAGUGGCAGCACAGAUUCGAGCUCGACAUCUCCUCGCCACUACAAUGAAGACGAAGAAGAUGACGAGCAAGAUAACGGCCGUAAUUCACUUGCGAACCAAGUGCUGGUUGUCACCCGAAUCCAUCUGGAGCCCAAUGUCGAGAUCGAGGGCCUGCGGGAGCAUUGUCUACUGAGUUUCUCCUACCCAUCCGAGCUCGCAGAGAGAUUCAUGGAUCGCAACACGCCACCACCGUCUUCUCCAAUCUCACCAGCUGUCGAGCGGGGUGAAUAUGACUUUACGACUGGCGGCGGCGGCGGCGAUGAUGAUGAUGAUGCAAAGAAAACUGGCCGAUCGAUUCCAUUUGAGAACGGUAACAGCGAACUCUCACCACGACUACCCAGCUCAGAGUCGUUUGAUCAGAACCGACCUCUGCCCUUCAGCAACCCAGACAUUUGUGCAGCAGGCAGGUCAUUCUUGACACAGCUGCAUAGUCGCUUUUUGAAACAGACCAUCUGGAAGGGUUGGCAGGUUGGCCAACAGAACGUCGUCCUUCCCGUCGUUGCCAUGUAG